CCUCAAAGUCUAUGUUUGUAGCUCACGGCCAGUAAAAACCAAAGAAGAAGAAAAAUAGACGUCAUCCUCAGGCCUAGUGACCCUUUGAUGGUCGGUAGCUAACGUUACGUUACCGCGAAAAGGUCUUUUUCACUCGCUCGUUGUCAACGGGUGCUAGCUUUCGAUCCGAAAGUCGUGACAGCAUGGCGGCCGCUGCAGAGCAGUGGGACGAGCACCAGGCGUACGACGAGCUGCUGUACUGGGACAGCCUCAUCCAGCAGGGCCACCGCCUCCUCCCGCACGACUUUGACAGAUACGAGGAUCUGCGGUACUGGUACGACUGCCUGUGCUACGAGGAGGAGCUGAGGCAGUACCACGACUACAUCGCUGUUAUCGAGGAGAUUGAGGACCAUCGGCACCAUGAGGAAGCUGCGGUCCCACAGGUGCGCACGGGGCCACAUGAUCGUCACGUGAUGGCUAAACACUCUGAAGUGUAUCCUUCACCAGAGGAGCUGGAGGCGGUGCAGUCCAUCGUCUCCCGCGUGGAGUGUGCCCUCAAGACUGUGUCCGACCAGAUGGACACUCCGAAAGAUAGCAAACAGAAUGCAGAGCCAGGGAGUGGUGACUCACAAGAUCGUGUCCUGCGUGGAGUUAUGAGGGUCGGCCUGGUGGCCAAGGGCCUCCUGCUGACGGGAGACAAGGACUUGGAGCUCGUGCUGCUUUGCUCCAACAAGCCGACCAUCGCUCUGCUCAAUCAAGUGGCUGAAAAGUUAACUGCGCAGUUAGAGGCAAAUUCAUCUGGGACAUAUACAGUCAGCCAGUGUCCAGAGGAUGCAGCACUUGUUGUGACGAGCACGAAGGAGUCGGCCCUGACGCUCACUAUCCACCUGACAUCACCUCUUCUCAGGACAAAGCAAGAGAGUAAAACUGCAGAAGAAGAAAAGGAAAAAGACGAGGGAGAAGAGGAGGAAAAGGAAGAAGAAGCAACGCGAACAGUCAACGAUGCGCCGGACGUUCUGGACAGGCAGAAAUGCCUAACUGCCUUGGCGUCUCUCCGCCACGCCAAGUGGUUCCAGGCCAAAGUCAACAACCUAAGUUCUGCCGUCCUCGUGAUCCGGAUCAUGAGAGACUUGUGUAACCGUGUUCCUACCUGGACGCCGCUCUCGGGAUGGCCUCUUGAACUGCUGGUAGAGAAGGCUAUCGGUACGUCUGAGAGACCAAUGGGAGCAGGCGAGUCACUGCGCAGGGUUUUGGAGUGCGUUGCAUCCGGAAUGCUCUUGGAAGACGGCCCGGGAAUAAAAGAUCCAUGUGAGAAGGAAACAGUCGACGCCAAUUCGUAUCUGACUCUGCAGCAGCGGGAAGACAUCACGCAGAGUGCUCAGUUUGCCUUGAGGCUGUGUGCAUUUGGACAAAUGCACAAGGUGUUGGGGAUGGACUACAAACCCAUAAAGCCACGGAAAUCAGCGGGAUCCAGCAGCAGAGAAGGCACAGCCCAAAUACCACCGGCUGGACACUUCAACCUGCCAUCCAAGAGACCGUACACAGAGAUGGAGAAGGAGGUGGAGGGGCCACAGCUCAACAGCAAACAGAGGAAGUUCCUCAAGUUCCAGAAGCGCUUUCAGAGGAAAUCAUUCACAGAUGACUUCAGCAUGAACGCCGUGAUGCGUCUGAACCAGUACAAACCCGGCCUGGAGUACCGACUCAUAUCUCAGACCGGUCCGGUCCACGAGCCGGUCUUCACGAUGGCAGUGGACUUAAACGGGAAGCCCUACGAGGCGACGGGGCCCUCCAAACGAGCUGCCAAACUUAAUGUAGCCACCAAGGUCUUGCAGGAUCUCGGUCUUCCAACGGGCUCAGAAUCUAAAGCAGAGUCUGCCGGUGAUGUUGAAGGAACCCAGGAAUUAGUAAAAGCUGCCAGCGCGGCCUCUUCUACAUCAGAAGACAGCGGUCAGGGUCCUAUCUUGACCAAAAAGGGCAAGAACCCUGUGAUGGAGCUGAACGAGAAGCGCCGAAGCCUCAAGUACGAACUGUCUGCCGAGACGGGGGGCUCCCACGAGAAGUGUUUUGUCAUGGAGGUGGAGGUCGAUGGACAGAAGUUCAAAGGGAGAGGCUCUAAUAAGAAGGAGGCAAAGGCCUACGCUGCCCUCACUGCUCUGGAGAAGCUGUUCCCAGACGACGACACCAACAGAAGCUCUGCAAAGAAGAAGGUCACGUACACUGACAUGCACAUCCCAGGGUUCGGCACUAUCCGCGGCAUUCCUUCAGACUCCGGGACUCGUGGCUGGGGUCCCAGCAGAGGUCGAGGCCGGGGCCGAGGCAAACCGUUUCUACCGGGACCCAGAUACAACAAGACCAACUACAGCUAUGAGGGCAACACUGGCACCGGUUAUCAUAAUCUCUAUGGUAAUAAUGCAGCAAGCGCCGCAGCCAAAGGCACUGGAUCAGGCAGCAACUUUGGCUACGGCACCUUUUACCCCGAGGGCAGCAACACCUUCGCCUCCCCGCCCGUCGCCAGCUCCGACCCCAGCGCCCCGCAGGCGGAAAGCUACCAGUCGAUGCCUCCUCCUGCUGACCAGGAGAGCCCCUACAGCUACGGUUAUGGAGAAGAGAAGAAGAAGAUGCUGACCCAAGGUCAGAAUGAGGGCCAGGGAGGAGACUACUCCAUGUACAGCACAGCUUACCCCAGCUCGGUGACGGGUGGACAAGUGUAUAAUAACUACGGCUGGGGAAACCAGUCCUCUGGGAAUGAGCAGGGAUACGGCGCGUACCAGGGUUUCGGAGGAGAGAACCAGGGCGCGUGCUCUGGAUACAGCGACAUGAACUACUAAUCACCACAUCGUGUUCAGCCUUCAUCACCGCACUUUGCCAUUUCUAUGUUUUUUGUUGUGUUUUCAUCUCACUACUUUGACAUCUGCUGAAGAAGGUUGCAGGUCACAGAUGCAGGCUUUUGAUUAAAAGAUACCCGUUCUCUUCCUCAACGUCCUUCGUCAUGUCUGUGUUGACAUGAGUGUUAAAAAAUAAACCAUGGCUUGUU
Anarrhichthys ocellatus (wolf-eel) is the source of this 3013-nucleotide messenger RNA. It is a transcript of the gene ilf3a, whose product is annotated as interleukin enhancer binding factor 3a. The record is from RefSeq and is a predicted model, not a curated record. Gene Ontology annotation, molecular function: double-stranded RNA binding; single-stranded RNA binding. Lineage: Eukaryota; Metazoa; Chordata; Actinopteri; Perciformes; Anarhichadidae. The transcript is spliced from 20 exons. The coding region runs from base 183 to 2807 and encodes 874 amino acids. Gene Ontology annotation, cellular component: precatalytic spliceosome.